AUGAUUACAAAAAUAUUAAAGUUCAAAUCUUCAUUUAUAAACUUGGUACGAUUCAAUAGAUACAAUUCAUCAACAAAUAUUCUACAUCCUUCAGAAUUACCGCAACUACAUCCAUUACUAAUCAAAAGAGUUGACAUUUUAAAAAAUGAUCUCCAAAACUUAUCAAUUAAAUUAGAAAGUCAAUAUAAUGAAGAAAUACAAACAAAUUAUGAUAAAAUAAGUUCUAUUCUAUCAAAAUAUGAAGAGUUUAAUCUGGUACGAUCAGAAAUUACCGAAUUGUAUAAUAUAACUGAUUCAGAAUUAAUAAAGGAUGCAACAAUGGAGAUUACUAAUCUACAACCAAAGUAUACAGAUUUAAUCAAAGAAUUGAAUUAUCAUUUAAUACCUCCAAUUAAAUUUGCUGAAAAACCAUGUAUUAUAGAAAUGCAUCCAGGAGUUGGAGGCUCAGAAGCUGCAUUAUUUACAUUUGAUUUACUCCAAAUGUAUAUAAAUUUUUGUCAUUUUAAGAAAUGGAAAUUUACAAUAAUUUCAAUGAAUAAAAAUUCUUCAGGAUUUAUUAAUGAAGCUAUUUUAAGUAUUGAUGAACCAGGUAGUUAUGAUACAAUAAGGUUUGAAAGUGGUGUUCAUCGAGUUCAACGAAUACCAGAAACCGAAACUAAAGGUAGGGUUCAUACAUCAACUGCUGCAGUUGUAGUAUUACCUAAAAUAUCAGAAGGUAAUGAAUCAACAUUAGUUGAAGAUGAAAAAUUCUUUAAACCAAAUGAAAUCAGAAUUGAAUAUAUGAGAGCAAGUGGUAAAGGUGGUCAACAUGUUAAUACAACAGAUUCAGCGGUUAGAAUAGUUCAUUUACCUACUGGAAUAAUUGUAAAACAACAAGAUGAAAGACUGCAACCAAGAAAUAAAGCUAAGGCUUUCGCAUUAUUAAGAAGUAAAUUAGCGGAAAUUGAAAGAAUUGAAGAAAUUAAUUUUCAAAAAUCAAUUAGAAAUGAGCAGGUUAGUACAACCGAUAGAAGCGAUAAAAUUAGAACUUAUAAUUAUCCACAAAAUAGGAUAACUGAUCAUAGAUGUAAUUUUAGUUUGCAUGACAUAGAUGGUUGUAUGAAAGGUAAUAAAUUAAUUGAAAUUAUUAAUAAAUUGAAAGAAGAUGAUUAUAAAACCAGAUUGCGACAAUUAAUUGGUGAUUAUAGUACUAAAUAG
Messenger RNA from Insectozyma verbasci, 1197 nucleotides. The record is from the annotation of a GenBank genome assembly. Lineage: Eukaryota; Fungi; Ascomycota; Pichiomycetes; Serinales; Debaryomycetaceae.